Molecule: messenger RNA, 1827 nt
Organism: Pediculus humanus corporis (human body louse)
Lineage: Eukaryota; Metazoa; Arthropoda; Insecta; Psocodea; Pediculidae
Product: ATP-binding cassette subfamily E, member 1
Exons: 10
Coding region: 1-1827 (608 amino acids)
Biological process (GO): translational initiation; ribosomal subunit export from nucleus; translational termination
Molecular function (GO): ATP binding; iron ion binding; ribosomal small subunit binding
Source: RefSeq, a predicted model, not a curated record
AUGUCGAGAAGAAAGGGAAAUGAAGAAACUGAUAAACUUACAAGAAUAGCAAUUGUUAAUUCAGACAAAUGCAAGCCAAAGAGAUGCAAGCAAGAAUGCAAAAAAUCAUGCCCUGUUGUAAGAAUGGGAAAACUUUGUAUUGAAGUUGUUCCCAAUGAUAAAAUUGCUACCAUUUCAGAAGAACUUUGUAUCGGAUGUGGUAUUUGUGUUAAGAAAUGUCCAUUUGAAGCAAUUACUAUUAUCAAUUUGCCGAGCAAUUUGGAAAAGGAUACUACUCAUCGUUAUUCUCAAAAUUCAUUUAAGCUUCAUCGUUUACCCAUACCUAGACCUGGUGAAGUACUUGGACUUGUUGGAACUAAUGGUAUUGGAAAAUCCACUGCUCUUAAGAUUUUAGCUGGGAAACAAAAACCCAAUCUCGGGAGGUAUUCUGAACCUCCAGACUGGACUGAAAUAUUAAGUCAUUUUCGCGGUUCUGAACUUCAAAAUUAUUUUACUAAAAUAUUAGAAGAUGAUUUAAAGGCCUUGAUUAAACCUCAAUAUGUUGAUCAAAUACCUAAAGCGGUUAAAGGAACAGUUCAACAACUUUUAGAUAAAAAAGAUGAAAGAAAAAAUCAGGCAGAUAUUUGCAAACGAUUAGAAUUAGAAAAUAUUCGGGAUAGAUCUAUUGAUGCCUUAUCAGGCGGUGAACUACAAAGGUUUGCUUGCGCUAUGGUUUGCAUUCAAGAUGGCGACAUAUUUAUGUUUGACGAACCUUCAUCGUAUUUAGAUGUAAAACAACGUUUAAAAGCUGCCAUUACAAUAAGAUCACUUAUACAUCCUGAUAAAUUCAUAAUAGUUGUAGAACAUGAUUUAUCAGUAUUAGACUAUCUUUCUGAUUUUAUUUGUUGUUUGUAUGGUGUCCCAGGUGCAUAUGGAGUCGUUACGAUGCCUUUUUCUGUAAGAGAAGGUAUUAACAUAUUCUUAGACGGUUUUGUACCGACGGAAAAUUUGAGAUUUAGAGAAGAGUCGUUGGUUUUCAAAGUUGCCGAAUCAGCAGCCGAAGAAGAGGUUAAACGUAUGAAUCAUUAUGAUUAUCCGGCAAUGACUAAAACGAUGGGUUCUUUUAAAAUGCAAGUUCAUAAAGGAGAAUUUUCCGAUUCGGAAAUAUUGGUUUUGCUCGGAGAAAACGGAACGGGAAAAACUACUUUCAUAAGAAUGUUGGCGGGAAAAUUGGAACCCGACGAUGGUUCCGGUGACAUUCCCAAGCUCAACAUAAGUUACAAACCUCAAAAAAUUAGUCCUAAAUCUCAAGGUAUCGUCAGACAGUUGUUACAUGAAAAAAUUCGAGAUGCCUACGUUCACCCUCAGUUUAUAACGGACGUUAUGAAACCUCUUCGAAUCGAUGAAAUAAUGGAUCAGGAAGUUCAAAAUUUAUCAGGAGGAGAAUUGCAAAGGGUAGCCAUGGCUUUAUGCUUGGGUAAACCGGCAGACGUUUAUUUAAUCGACGAACCCUCGGCGUACCUGGAUUCCGAACAGCGUUUGGUUGCAGCUAAAGUUAUAAAAAGAUUUAUUUUACAUGCUAAAAAAACUGGAUUCGUCGUCGAACACGAUUUCAUAAUGGCGACUUAUUUAGCGGAUAGAGUUAUAGUAUUCGAAGGAGAAGCUUCGGUUAGCACGGUCGCUCACACUCCUCAAUCACUUUUGGCUGGAAUGAAUCGAUUUUUGGAAUUGUUAGGUAUAACUUUCCGACGUGAUCCUAAUAAUUUCCGGCCGAGAAUUAACAAGGAUAAAUCUGUAAAGGAUACGGAGCAAAAACGUGCCGGCCAAUAUUUUUUCCUUGAAGAUUAA